This is a messenger RNA of Linum trigynum, 2911 nucleotides long. NCBI's taxonomy places the organism in Eukaryota, Viridiplantae, Streptophyta, Magnoliopsida, Malpighiales, Linaceae. The record is from the annotation of a GenBank genome assembly.
CUAAAUUAAUUGACAUAAAUAACAUUCUAAAUGAAUAAUAAUUUAAAGAGAUACAUACAUAUUCAAACAUUUGAAAUUAAUGAAAUUCAUUUAAGUACACAUAAACACAAAGCGUAUUGGUUGUUUGGUAAGUAAUUUAACCGUACUGGUUGUUUUAAAUAAUUUAAUUGAAUACAAUGCAACACUCGUUAGACUCUUAGAAGAGGUAUACACCUUCUGAGAAACGCAGCCUUUUUGACAGAAAAAGGGGGGAUCCGAGGAUCUCUUAAUACCCGAUUUUUCCAGGAAAUGGGAGGAUCAUUAUAAUCUCUUAAAACCCCAUUUCCUUAGACGUGCAUCUCUUUAUAAAGAGUCGAAGUAAGUGGCGCUAUGUAUUCUAUUAAAUUAUUGAAAACAACCAAUACGAUUAAAUUAUUUCAAAUUUAUUUUAUAUUCCAUUAAGUACAUUAGCAAAAUAAAAGAAAGAUAAAUGAUGAAGAAUUGUAUGUACCGGGUGAUCGUUCCAAACAUCCCUUGAACGAUGGUUGGGUUGGUCGUACAAGUCGGUUGGAUCAGUAGGCCCUUGAUCCAAAUAGUACCGUUGGUUGUAUAUAUUCACGUCGUCCCCAACCUACGAGAGAAUAACAACAAGGUUAGUACAUAGAUUAAUUAAAAAGCUUAUAAAAAAACAAAAAUUGACCAAAAUAAUGAGUACGUACCGCUUGAAAUUCAUCAUAAUAAACUCCCUCUCCUUGGAACCACUCGAUUGUUUUUUCGCGAAAGUCGGACAGAAAUUCGGCGGGUUUUGAGGGAAAAACCAAAGAAAUGUUUUCUGAUGGCAGAUCGGACUUAGCCGCAACCAACAUACCACUAUUUCCUAGGCUUUUGGGAGGGGAGGGGUUAGAGAGAUAAUUCUAGAGAGAGAGAGAGAGUGAAGAAUGGUUGUGGUGUGAAGAAAUGAGAGGGGGGAGGGGGUGGGGGUAUUUAUACCCUUCAGACCGCACCCUCGAAGGGCGGUCUGGUAAUUUAGGCCAGUCAGAAACCGCGCCCUCCCGAUGCGGUCUACAUUGAUCGAGGUGCUGACCGCACCUGCCAGCGACGGUCUUCGAUCCGUGGCAAGCGGUCCGCCGCUGGAUCGCCGCCUUAUCCAGCGGUCUCCAAGCCCGCUCCCGAGGAAACACAGACCGCACCUUUCUGGUGCGGUUUUCAGUCUGGCGUGGCGCAAAACGCACCUCCAAGGUGCGGUUUAUACAUAAAACGCACUGGAGGGUGCGGUUUAACUAUAAAACGCACUUUGGAGGUGCGGAUUGAUAAAAAUGGUGCUAUUUUUGUAAAUUUUGUGGGCUGGAAGCUAUUUUUAUAAUUUUUUUUAAUAGGUGCUAUUAUUGGAAAAAUUCCUCUGGUCUUCGCCUUUCUACUCUUCUUCUUCUUUUUGUUUUUGUUUUGUACGUUUGAGCCUUGGGAGGUCACGUCUUGUGACUCCCUUGGCUUUGUAGUUUUUAGUUUGUACUUGUUCCUGGUUUCUUUAUCCUUAAUUUAAUCUCACAUCCAUAAAAAAAAACAAAGAUGGAACCAAGGUGGUAAGAAGUCGUAUGAAGUUUUGUUUCUCGAAAUAUAUUGAAAAUUGCUCGUAGGUGUGCCAUUAACUCAAAAAUAGAAAUUUCAUUUUCGUUUUCUCGACUACACAUUAAAAUGAUAUAUUCAUCUAAAACAACCAAAGUGAUUUCAUUUUGUAGAUCACAAAGAACUCGUUCCAUCUGCGCAGAAAAGUUUCAAAAUUCAAAUUAGAACGAUGAGAAUAAGAGUCAAUUAAGAAAUUUAAAGAAAAUAAAAAGUUAUUAAUUCUCAUUCCCUUAGAUCAGGACCCAUCUAACCCCACUCAAACUAACAAUCAAGAUUUAAUUAUGCAGCAGUACAUAAAUCUUGGUUAUGCACCCAUCUUGUGCCAUCUCCCUAUCAAAGAGAUAUUUUACUGAGAAUCAGGCGUGAGUAAUAGGCAUCAGAACUCAGAAGUAUAUCCAAAAUGGCAACUUAACUACGGGUUUCCUAAACUAGUGGCUUUAGUACGAAACUAUGAAUUCAUUUUUCUAUUGCCCAACGAGGUAAUGGGUUUAGAUAUUAUCAAACGGGUUUAAACUAUUAAGUCGGUUUUGAAAGUGGUAUGGUUAGAUCGUGACACAACCUGUUUAUAUGUUAGUUUAUACCGACUUAAAACAAUCACUCUAUAAUCUCUGUCCAAACAAAAUGAUAAAUCAUCAUGUGUAAAUGCAACAGUUAACAUAAUCAUCCAGGAGUUUAUAAUUGAAUCCGGAAAAUAUUAUCUAAAUGUUCAUAUUUAAAUCCAACUAAUUCCUUUUUUUGGUUAUUAAAGUCCAUAAAAACAUCAUUUUGUGUAGGGGCCGAAAUUUGAUCAUUCCAACCAUACCACUAGUUUUUUAAUAUUUUUAUCGACUUUGACGGUCUAUUUACUGGUUUUGACUACCUCUUCAUAUCGGUUGUCUUCUUGCUGAUUGUGUCUAAUACCGGUUGAAUCCAGUUGUGAUGGACGAUAUAUCAUAUCUUUGACAACCAUGAUUUUGAUGAGCAUUAUUUUCGACUGAACUUCAAUAGAAAAUAUUUACCUUUUCUUUAAAAGGAAAUAUUGAACUAUCGACAUCAUCAAUAAGUCAAAAUCCAUUGUAAAAUGAGAUUUAUUAUUUAACUAAACUAGUUUUAUGGCUCGCACUCAGUCGCGGGAUAACUGAAUUGUCCAACAUAUAUUUUACAUUUUGGUAUGAAUUGUAUCCUUCUUUUGUAACUCAUGUAUAUUUUGUUGUUUGAGAGUUCCGCCUUAGGGGGAAGCAUCCGCGCGAACGGCUUUUUAUCAUCCAUCAUUCGAGCGUCCCAACAAAUAUAUAUUUCGCUUCCCAGACAACAAAAUCCUUAAUUUUGU